Molecule: messenger RNA, 2647 nt
Organism: Oncorhynchus keta (chum salmon)
Lineage: Eukaryota; Metazoa; Chordata; Actinopteri; Salmoniformes; Salmonidae
Product: mothers against decapentaplegic homolog 7
Exons: 4
Coding region: 1122-2255 (377 amino acids)
Biological process (GO): SMAD protein signal transduction; transforming growth factor beta receptor signaling pathway; regulation of transcription by RNA polymerase II
Cellular component (GO): heteromeric SMAD protein complex
Molecular function (GO): I-SMAD binding; transcription regulator inhibitor activity
Source: RefSeq, a predicted model, not a curated record
GCUAAGAGCACAGAGAGUCAGAGAAAGAGAGAGCGAGUGAGAGAAGGCAAGGGCACUUGAGCUAUCCGAGUCAUUCGCAGACCUUUUCUGACGAUCGCAUCACUUCUUUUGUCAAACUCCACUCGCUUUAUUCCUCCGACUACAGAAAUUCAUUCCGAAAAGUGGCUGGAUUAAUUUACCAAGGGAUAUUUAGAAGAUAUAGGCUGUAGGUAAUUAUUGUAAUCAAGACUCUGUUCAGUGUUCAAUCGGAAACGCAACUACCUCUACUACUCGGGGUAGAUUUCUGUCUGGCACCUCAGCGGCUCCAGUUUUUGGAUUUGCUCAUUCGCUUUGGAUCUGUUUUAAGAGGAUCCUUUCCUUCUCUCGUAACGUCUAAAUCUAUAUUGGAAGAUCACAUCAUGUGCAGACGGUUAUGAUAUUUAGAAGAUAGGGGAUAAAAAAAAAACAUAGACACCGGCCUUUGUUAUAAUUGAAGCGUUUUUGCUCUCGGAUCAAGGGUUGUGUGGAUUAUUUUUUUUUUCUAAAGAAAACGGGCGAGCUUCGUUUUUUUCCCUCAUGGAUAUAAUAAUUCUAGUAUUUUACCAGGAUAUUUAGCCUACUGGCUCAGAAUACCACAAAAAAAAAUCAUACUCAUAACCAUACGCGCAAAGUAAUGUUACAAUGUUUUUCUUUAUACAUAGCACACUGAUGGAAUGGAACGAAUGUAGCAUUUAAUGUUCACAGUAGCCUAGCUCUACAUUGUAACAAUUUAUCUAUGCUGCUAUUUUGUAUUCUAGAUGCUCAGCGUUCCUACAUUGACAUUAAGAUUUAUGUUUCGAUAUAGCUGUGUAUUAGCAGUAGGCCUAUUAUAGUGUUAUAAUACCGUUAAGGUGAUGGUUAAUUUCUCCUUGCAGAGAAGGUUACUAUCACGGCAGGAGCCUUGACAUUUUUUUUUUGUGGGGUUUAGUUUUGAGAAAAUUAGACUGGCGUAUGCUACAGAUUUUCUUUGCUUCUCCACCUCCCAGUUUCUCCAUAAUAAUAUCUCAGGCUGCUUGUCGUUGCCUGGACUCGGAUCCCGGAAUCUUCAUGAUUUGCGGACAUCAUGCUCGUUUUUUAGCCGGGAAACCCUCUUUUCGUCCCGCAUGUUUAGGACCAAACGAACGGGGCUCGUCCGGCGACUCUGGAGGAGCCGUGCGCCCGUCGAGGGCGACGGGGAGGCGGAUACACGAACGCAUGGAUCCGGGGGUUGCUGUAUGGGUAAAUCGACGAAGGUUGCCGGGAAAACUAGCGCCGGAACGGAGGCUGAAUUGAAAGCCCUGACCCACUCGAUACUGAAAAAAAUCAAAGAGAAACAAUUAGAGGGGCUCUUGCAAGCGGUGGAGUCAAAGGGGGGUGCACGGAGCCCCUGCCUGCUCCUACCCAGCAAAGUGGACACCAAACUGGGUCAGCAGUCUUAUUCCCUCCCCUUGCUGCUCUACAAAGUGUUUCGGUGGUCGGACCUCAGGCAUUGCUCGGAAUUAAAAAGGCUACCUUGCUGUGAAUCCUAUGGGAAAAUUAACCCAGAACUCGUUUGCUGCAAUCCUCACCACAUGAGCAGGCUUUGUGAACUCGAGUCUCCCCCUCCGCCUUAUUCCCGAUACCCAAUGGACUUUCUUAAACCACCCGAUUCACUAGACUCGGGGCCUUCAUCCACUGAGACUGGAGGAACUACCUACUCGGCCCCCGUGGGGCUCUCAGAUUCCCAGGCUCUCCAGGAGUCGGGUGACAGAUCCCACUGGUGUGUGGUUGCGUACUGGGAGGAGAAGACACGCGUGGGGCGCCUCUACUCGGUCCAGGAGCCUUCCCUGGACAUCUUCUACGACCUACCUCAGGGGAACGGCUUCUGCCUGGGCCAGCUCAGCUCCGACAACAAGAGCCCGCUAGUUCAAAUGGUGCGGACCAAGAUUGGCUACGGCAUCCAGCUGAGUCGCGAGCCCGACGGGGUGUGGGUGUACAACCGCAGCUGCUACCCCAUCUUUAUCAAGUCGGCCACACUGGACAAUCCCGACUCGCGGACUUUACUGGUGCAUAAAGUGUUCCCCGGAUUCUCCAUAAAGGCCUUUGACUUUGAGAAGGCAGACAGCCUGCAGAGGCCUAACGAUCACGAGUUCACACAGCAGCCGAGGACUGGGUUUACUGUACAGAUCAGCUUUGUGAAGGGCUGGGGUCAGUGCUACACAAGACAGUUUAUUAGUAGCUGUCCCUGUUGGCUGGAGGUCAUAUUCAACAACCAAUAGCAGCAAUGGAUUAACCUUCCUCUCCCGAGGAGUGUACCGAGGACAACGGUCUAGUCCUUUACUUAUGCUUUUUUUUCUUUCUCAGAAGACAAGAGGUUUAAAAAAUAUUAAAAAAGCUGUUUAAAGAAAAACGAAGAGACAAGCAAACCCCAAUGAACUUGUUUAAUAUGACAAAUUACUCUAAGAUUGAAUUAAAAGUGAAAUAAAAAAAGCGAAAAUGUAUUUUAUGUUAUAUAUAAAUAUAUUAUUACUUGUAAAUAUGAAGACGUUUUAUAUGCAUCAUUAUUUAUGUAUUGUGCAAUGUGUUGAUGAGGAAAAAUUAAAUAAGAUGCACUUUGCUUAAUAUAAAUGCAAACAAAGAAAUGCCAAAAUAAAAAUACAAAUCAAUGUUU